AUGAACAUCAAUGAUUUUGUAAUACUCCCAGGCUCAAAAACUGGAACCUCGGUGAGAUCAAAAGCAAAAACUGUCAGAGAAUUACAGUUGGAGAAAAUGCAGUUAGAAACAGAAAACAAAGAGAUGGAGAAGAAAUUACGGCAACUACAGUCAAACAUGAGCAGAGAAAAAGAAGAGAGAAAGAAAUCAAGUGCUUAUUAUUGGAAAUAUGGACAGGCAGGACCGAUGACCAUCCGAGCCCGAGUUUUGUCACAAAGCAAAGAAAACAAUAAUAAGGUUUCUUCAGGAAAAGUGAGGUUGCAAAUACUCAAAGAACAGAUUCAAGAGCCAGUGAAAGAACUAUUUAAGCAUGAAAUGGCAAAUGCUGUAGCUCAUGAAAAAUCUGAAGAGAAGGGGGUAGCGCGGGGACCACCUGAAAUAAAGAAUGCACUGCUGCAGACAGAAGCUGAUAUACAUGUUGGAAAAUUGGAGGUCGUUGAUCACUUCAUCAAGGAAGUAAAUCUGAGUGAAUCGAAAAUUAAUCAUGAGCAGCAGAAAGUAAAUAGCAAGCAUCAGGUCACAUCGGACAAGUUGUCAUCUCUCGUAGCAUCGGUAGGCAGUGCUGAGGAACUGUCCUCAGAAUCAACCUGUACAGGCCUCGAAAAUCAGGACAAAGGAUUAUUACUAAACGGUCUAUUUAACGAGGAGGAAUCUGCAAAGGCUUUUCAGGAAGCUUUGCUUCAGUGGAGAAAGGGUAAUCGUGAUCACAGAGAACAACUGCGUGCCAGUGAGGUCCUUCUAAUAGAAUCUGUGGGAAUUCAUGAGGUGCAGACCAAUCUUACUGUUAUGAAGGAACCUAUCCAAAUUGAAUUCAAGAAGGAUGGCCUGAGCUACAUGGAGAAACUCUUGCUUAAGAAAUACAGAAGAACCCCUGUUGAUCAAAUUUCUGGCAGCUGCAUUAAAGAUUUAAGGCCUGUGCAAACACUGUGUGUACAUCAGGCUGUGAUUGGAGGAGUGGGAGAAACAGAUGAUGAUGAUGAUGAUGUCAGUGACUUAACAGUUGAAGAGGUGAAGAGAUAUUGGACAUCUGUUUUUAGAGAGGAAGUACCUAGCGCUAUUUCUGAAAGUGCAGAGUCCUCUUUGAAAAUUGAGUUCCUUGAUGAGUGUUAUGGCAAGGACUUGGAAGAAUCAUCUAACUUCUUGGUGAUGGAAGCUGGGGCUGUGGGCGUGAAUAAGCAAGGAAAAACUGAACCACUCAAGCAGUGUGGGAGAAAUCCCCUUUCUUCCAAAGAAAUUUCUCAAGGAAAAAUGGUUGUCUGCAGUCUUGAAAGAAAUGCAGUGCAAAAGGAGAAUAUUAAGCUGAAGACUAUAAGAAGAUCACUUAGCUCCUGUAAACUACCUGAGAAGAUUUCUAACCCUACUGAAUUAAUGAGCAACAAAUAUCUCCUUGAGGCACAACUGCAGAAAACCAAUAAAGAUUCACAAGAACUGGACAGUGUCUGCAAUAGCCAGCAUUUGGUUUUGCCUGUAACUACAAAGUCUUCAGUGUUACAGGAUGUAGCCAAAAGACAGAAAUCUCUUUCUACAUGGUAUUGCGGACUGGAAGGUUUCUUUGUUGUAGGCGCAAACCCUAAACAAGUAAUGCGUGAAGCACGUUCUUCAUUGUGUGCUGACUCUAGCCCUAUGGACAGUAGUAUCCUGUUUCCAGUUUCAGGAAAUAGAAAGUGGGUUACUGAAAGGAGCUUAAGUGAAUAUGCUGAUGACUCUGUAGUUCAAGGUGUCUUAAAGAGUCAGUUGAAUAGACCUUCAAGUUGUUUGGAGAGUCAAAAUAGAAUUUCUCCCAUGAUGGUAGCGUGGAAAUCAUACCCAGGGGAUGAUUCUAGAAGACCUUGGUCAACAAAUAUGCUACGUUGUAAACUGACUGGAAAUUGUCCAACAAACACAAAGCCAAGACCAACGAGUUCACCUAUGCAUAUGUUUAGAGCUGAUACUGAGACAUCAAAACACAAAUGCCUUGAUGUAACUAAACAAGAUGAGUAUCUUUGGGAAUAUGUUGCUGACCAAGAAGCCCUACUUAAUCUGGAAAAAGAAUUAGAAAGUUAUAUACUUACUCUGGAAAAAGAAUUAGAAAGUUAUACAGGUCCUGAAAAAUGUUCCAGCUUAACUUCUGAAGAUGUAACCUCUUCCAGCAGGCACUCAGAGAAGGUAUAUGGAAAUACUACAGAUCUCCAUAAAAACCUGGGGCUAAAAGACCACAGCAGAGUUGAUACUCUGAGGGGCUGGGAUGAAAGCCAAAUGGAUGAUGAGGAAGAAAUUCUGGAGGAUAAGCAACAGGUUCUUGCAUUACAGUGA
Egretta garzetta (little egret) is the source of this 2331-nucleotide messenger RNA. RefSeq names its product zinc finger B-box domain containing (gene ZBBX). Gene Ontology annotation, biological process: cilium movement. Gene Ontology annotation, cellular component: motile cilium. The transcript is spliced from 19 exons. The record is from RefSeq and is a predicted model, not a curated record. Lineage: Eukaryota; Metazoa; Chordata; Aves; Pelecaniformes; Ardeidae. The coding region runs from base 1 to 2331 and encodes 776 amino acids.